AUGGGGAUCCAGGGGCUGUUGCAGUUCAUUAAAGACGCGUCAGAGCCCAUAAAUGUGAGAAAAUACAAAGGGCAGACAGUAGCUGUGGACACCUACUGCUGGCUUCAUAAAGGCGCCUUCUCCUGUGCGGAAAAGCUGGCAAAGGGAGAACCAACUGAUCAAUAUGUGUCAUUCUGCAUGAAGUUUGUGGACAUGCUCCUCUCCUUUGGCAUCAAGCCAAUCUUGGUGUUCGAUGGCUGCAAUUUGCCGUCGAAGAACGAAGUGGAGAAGGCGCGUAGAGAGCGUCGUCAGGCCAACCUGCAGAAGGGGAAGCAGCUCCUGCGGGAGGGGAAGGUCGCGGAGGCGCGGGACUGCUUCACCCGCUGCGUCAACAUCACCCCCGCCAUGGCCCGCGACGUCAUCAAGGCUGCCAGGACCCGCGGUGUGGACUGCGUGGUGGCCCCGUAUGAGGCCGAUGCCCAAUUGGCCUUCCUGAACAAGGCUGGAAUCGCCCAGGCCAUCAUCACGGAGGACUCUGACCUGCUGGCAUUUGGCUGCAAAAAGGUGAUUCUGAAGAUGGACAAGCUGGGGAAUGGGCUGGAGAUCGACCAGAGCAACCUGGGCCGCUGUCGGCCGCUGGGCGACGUCUUCACUGAGGAGAAGUUCCGCUACAUGUGCAUCCUAUCGGGCUGCGACUACUUGCCCUCCCUCUAUGGGAUUGGGCUGGGCAAGGCCUGCAAACUGCUGCGGGUGGCCAGCAACCCGGACAUCCUGAAGGUUAUCAGAAAGAUGGGCCAGUACCUGAAGAUGAAUGUGACUGUGCCAGACGAGUACAUCGAAGGCUUUGUGAAGGCCAACAACACCUUCCUCUACCAGCUGGUCUUUGAUCCCAUCAACAGGAAGGUGGUGCCGCUCAACGCUUACCCAGACGACAUUGACCCGUCUUCUCUCAGCUACGCCGGCCACAACCUAGGUGAUGAGAAGGGCCUCCAGAUGGCUCUGGGGAACUUGGACAUCAACACAAUGACCAAGGUUGACAACUACAACCCAGACACAGCACAGCCCGCCAAACCCCGCAGCCGCAGCUGGAACGACCGCCAAGAGAAGCGCUCUCCCCUGGAGACCAGCAUCUGGAGCAAGGGUUAUGCCCCCGGCGGAGUCCCUCCCUCCCGGCCCCCCGUCGCCGCCUCCCCACAGAAGCCGUCCCCCACGAGGAGGGACAGGGUGGUCAGCGUCCAGGGCCCGCGGCUCCCGCAUAAGGAACCUCAGGCCAAGAGGCCCAGGGAAGAAUCGGGCAUCUCUGAGGAGGACAUGCUACUGCAGUACUCAUCCUCUGAUGUCAAGAAGCAGAGGAAGGAGGAGAGCCGACCGCCCGCGUGCGACCGGGUUCCCGCAGGCGCAAGGCCCGGCGUCCCCGCCGGCCAGCCCAGGCCGCGCAACAGGUUUGCCACCCUGCUGCAGAGGCGGAACCAGGACGAUGAGUCCGGCGACGAGCAGUGCACCCGCAGCAGGUUCUUCUGCAGCGUCAGCUCUGACAAGAUGGAAAUCCCCCAGCAGGAGGCACCGGAGUCAAAGGCACCUGAGGCUCCAGCCUCUGACAGCCCUGUUCAGUCCGGUGAGAGGCCUGGCGCAGAGCAGGGCGCGGUGGCCAAGAUGGAGGACGAGGAGACCCAAGCCCCCGGCGAGAGCACUCCCAGUCCCCCGUCCUCUCAGUCCCCCCAGCCCCCCAGCCGGGGGAGGGGCGUCUUCGGCUGGCCCGGCAGCUGUCCCGAGAGGCCCCGGCCUCCGUCCUGUCCAUCGGGGCUCUCUGCGCUGCAGCGGUUCCAGCGCAAGAAAGACGGCUUCUCCUGGAGCGGCCCACGGCAGGCAUCCCCCCCUCGAGGCGCGACGCCUCCGCCUGAGGAGAAGGAGACCCCCCCGGACUCGCCCCCUUCUCAGGACAGCGCUUACUUCUCCCAGCCCGUCCACCCAGACUCGGCGACAGAGGAGUCCCCAUCACCCAAGCGCCACAGAGGCUCGCCAGCCGAACUCUCCACAAGUCAGGAAUCAGACUCCAGUGAAAGCUCACCUGUUGUGGAGAAAAAACCAACAGCUAUUAAAGCAAAGGUGGCAGGCCUGCCGCGGGUCUGUUCCAGUGACCUGGGCAAGGGCGGCAAGAUUCGGCCCUCCGCCCCUGCCAAAGCCAGCGGGCUCCGCAAGAAACCCGCAGGGCCUGGGAAGAAAUCUCCCGCCAACAACGAGAACACGCCGGGCCUCCAGGCCACCAUCAGCAGCCUGUGGAAAAACUUUGGUUUCAAAACAGAAAGACCCAGAAUGAAUCCAGGCAAGAAGGGGGAUCCCAUGUCACCAGUGGAGGAUAAUGUGCCAGCACUGACCCCCGAAUCUGACAAGGACAUCUACUUCAUGGCUGAGAGUAGCUCCUUUCAGAAAACCAUUUGCCUCUGA
This is a messenger RNA of Megalops cyprinoides (Indo-Pacific tarpon), 2424 nucleotides long. RefSeq names its product exonuclease 1 (gene exo1). Gene Ontology annotation, cellular component: nucleus. Gene Ontology annotation, biological process: mismatch repair; DNA recombination. The transcript is spliced from 13 exons. The record is from RefSeq and is a predicted model, not a curated record. NCBI's taxonomy places the organism in Eukaryota, Metazoa, Chordata, Actinopteri, Elopiformes, Megalopidae. Gene Ontology annotation, molecular function: 5'-3' DNA exonuclease activity; DNA binding; metal ion binding. Bases 1 to 2424 code for a protein of 807 amino acids.